This is a messenger RNA of Amoebophrya sp. A25, 290 nucleotides long. The record is from the annotation of a GenBank genome assembly. NCBI's taxonomy places the organism in Eukaryota, Dinophyceae, Syndiniales, Amoebophryaceae.
AGUUAGAGCCUCUCUUCAUGACCGUAGGUAGGCGUAGUCUUCGAUCAAUAAAUAGAACUCUUGAAGAGAAGGCUACGCUGAGGACAUAAACAUCAACCAAGCGGACGCUAAGCGGGGAAAACCAAGAAAGAUGUCCAACGAUUCCUCUCUACCAAACGAUUCCUCUCCACCUUCUUCUCGAGGAUCUUCUACUUCCAGUUCUCAACAUCACCUGGUUUUUCGAGCCUUCAACGCAGCCGGCGAAUGCGUUCCACUAGAAUUUGGAGAGUGGAGAGUUGUGAAGAACGGUG